This is a messenger RNA of Populus euphratica (Euphrates poplar), 2267 nucleotides long. RefSeq names its product cingulin-like. Bases 285 to 2060 code for a protein of 591 amino acids. The transcript has a single exon. The record is from RefSeq and is a predicted model, not a curated record. NCBI's taxonomy places the organism in Eukaryota, Viridiplantae, Streptophyta, Magnoliopsida, Malpighiales, Salicaceae.
GGCCUCCAUUUUGGAACCCUCAACAACUCUUCAACUCUCCCAAGUUCUCUCUCUCAAAAAACCCCUUCGCUUAUAUUCCUUUAUCCGUGCCUCUUGUCUCUUGAUCACCUCAGCUUUUUCUCAUUUCUCCACCAUAAAAACCCUAGCAAAACCCUAACCCUACCAAAAAAAAACAAGAAAGGGCCAAAAAGAAAGUGACCCAUCAAACCCAAGACCCCAAACAACAAAACCCACAGGAUCAAAAUCAAAACUUGACCACCCAACACCAACACCAACAACCCUCUAUGGAAGACCCUAAUGACAAGUUUCAAUCUUUGAAAACUGUCAAUGAUUUGCUUGUCAAGGAGGCAAAACAACGCAGACAACAAGUUGAAUCUCUGGUGAAAGCUAAGGAGGCUUUGGAGACUGAGCUGGCUCUGUAUUGUAAGGAAAAGACUGAGUUGGAGUGUGAGUUGGGUAAAAUCAGUGAUGGGAGGGUGAGUUUGGAGAUAGAGAAGGAGCUAUUUUGUGUUUUUAUCGAGACCCGGAUGGUUGAAAUGGGUAGUUUUGUUGAUGGUCUGGUGGGAGAGAAGAGAGAGAAGGAGAAUGAAAUUGGGGCCUUGGAGAGUGAGGUUAAGGGGUUAGUGAUGAAUGUUGAGACUGAGAGAGAUAGAUUGAGUCGGGUUUAUCGCGAGAGGGAUUUGUUGAAGAGUGAUGUUGAUAAUUGGAUGAAGGGGGCUGAUGGUUUGAAAGAUAGUGUGGUUGAAUUGGAGAAAAUGGAGAGUGAGAGUGAGGAAGAGAUUGAGAAACUUUAUAAACAAUAUGCUUUGUUGCAUAAGGAAAUGAAGGACGGAGAGAAAGAAAUUGAGGAGCUUCAAAGAUUGAGAGGUUUGGCUGAAAAUAAUUUGGUGGAGAAAGUGAAUGAAAUUGAGGAUUUGAAGAGAGAGAUUGGACGGAUUGAGAAGGAAAGGAACGAGAUUGCUGGCGAAAAAAGUGAGCAGAAGAUGAAGAUUGGUGGGUUGGAGAGAAAAGCAGGGGAACUUGAUGAGAUUGUAUCAAGUUUGCAGAAGGAGAAGGGAGUUUUGAGCGGAAAAGCUAUGGAAAUGGAGAAGAGUUUGGGGCUGGCAUUGGAGAAGGAGGAUGCAAUGGAAAGGGAAAUUGAUGGUUUGAUGGAAGAGAAGAAGGAAAAAGAAAGGAUAAUUGUGCGUUUAAUGGAGGAAAAGGAUGAUGACUGUAAAUAUAAGAUCAUGGCUUAUGCUGAAAUUGAGGAUAAGAAAGGAUUAAUUGAGGAAUUGUUGAGAAAGAAGAAUGAGAUUGAGGAAGUGAAAGUUAUCGAGGAGGGUGAAAUUGUGAAGCUGCACGAGGAGGUGGGUCAGCUAAGGGGUGAUAUUUUUUCAAUGCAAGAAUCGAUCAAGGAUCAAGAAGAUAAGAACAAACAAGUAGUUUCUGAAGCCAGUCAUUAUAAAGAUGCUUUUGAGAAAGUAAGGCUUGAGAGGGACACUGCUCGAAAAAGUUCUGGUGAGGAGAGAAAGAACGCCAUGAACUUGAGGUCUAAAGUUUUGGAAAUAGAGAAGAGAGUUGAAGAAACUGUGGAGGAACUUGCAAAGAUGAAAAACGAGCAUGAGAGUCUGGUCUCGCAAAAGAAGGAAAUGGAAAGCCAAGUUGCUACGUUGGAGAAGGAAAAAGAUUUGUUACAGAAGCAUUUCACAGAAGCAGAAGGGAAAAUAGACGAGUUGAGGACCAAAAUGGAAUCCGCUGGUACUAAUUAUGAUAGAGCACUAACCAUGCUAAAGAAUACUGCUGCAUUGUUGUGUGAAUCAAACAAUGUUAAAGAAGAUAUGAUUGUCACUGAAAAGAUGCUUAAUGGUGAAAUCGAACCGUAUGCAAGUAGGCUGGAAGUUAUUAAGACUGCAUUUAGUAACAAGCAGACAGUAGUGGAGGAGAUGAAGCAACAAUUAGAAUUUCUGCAGAAUUCUGUGGCAAAGGCGGAUAAGAAGAAUAGCCUUUUAAGUCUGUUGUCUUCAGCAACUACAGUUGUUGCUGCAGCAGUGUCUCUUGCAUAUGUUGCUAGAUUACGUUGAUGAUCAAUUUUUUGUUUCUAGGCAUGUUGCUUAAGUUCUAGAAUUAAUUCAUAGUUAAUCAAGCUCUACCUGACAGCAGAGUUUGCCAGUUUGUUACUCUUUAACUCUGGUUUUAGCCAAGACAUAAACUUGGCAUUGCGACAACUGGAGGUUUUUAACCACCAUUUCGAGUAUGAUGAUGAAUAUAUUAUCUAUUUUCUGCACCUU